This is a messenger RNA of Salvia miltiorrhiza (redroot sage), 540 nucleotides long. RefSeq lists its product as uncharacterized. Bases 1 to 540 code for a protein of 179 amino acids. The record is from RefSeq and is a predicted model, not a curated record. Lineage: Eukaryota; Viridiplantae; Streptophyta; Magnoliopsida; Lamiales; Lamiaceae. Gene Ontology annotation, molecular function: zinc ion binding. The transcript is spliced from 2 exons.
AUGUUGGAGGCAAUCAGAUUAGUUAUCGAGCGGUGGUUCAACGACAGGCUUGCGGCUACACAAGAGAGCGACGAACAUUUGACUCCGGAGGUAAAACAGAAGCUCAGUGCAGAACUUAUAAAAAGUCGUCGUUACACAGCCAAGGGGACCACCGAGAGAAAAUACAGGAUUCGUGCUAGUGGUCGCUAUUAUAUGGUUGACCUUCAAAAGAAGAGAUGUGAAUGCAACGAAUUCGACCUGGACCAGAUGCCGUGUUCUCAUGCGAUUGCAGCCAUUACUGAGGCGAACGAAUCAGUGGAGGAUUACGUGCACUCUUACUACUGGAGGAGUUCACUAGUUGACACAUACUCUGGUGACGUUAAUCACUUGCCUCCCAUAGAGAAUUGGAAUAUUCCUUUCGAAAUUGCAUCUGAGCUUGUUUUACCAAAUCUCUCUCAGCGACAAGCUGGUCGUCCAAGGAAAACUCGAGUUCGUUCCGCAUGUGAAAGGCCAACUCAAAGCACAUCUACAGCGGGGGCAUCAAGUAGUCGCAAGAAAUGA